CUGGACGGAGGAGCGCCCCUAGCGCAACGUCCUUAUCUAUGGGCCCCAGAGCGCAGAGCGUGCAGCCACCGCGUCCGCCCAGGAUGGCUCCUCCAAGCUCUGCGGCUGCCCGGGACCCGGUACCCUGUCCGGGGCCCUGAGCUCACAAACUGGUCGAGCGCACCUGCCGGCGGCUGUCGAGGGGCGCGCGGGGCAACAUGUGUCCCCGCCCGGGGCCGCCGCUGGGGCUGUGGUUGCUGCUGGGGUUCGCCUGCGCCGCGCACUCGGUGGGAGCCCCGCCCCGGCUGUGUGAUGUGCUGUGGGUGCUGCAGGAGGAACGAGACCAGUGCCUGCAGGAGCUCGAGAGAGAACGGCUGGGCGAGGAGCAGCCAGUGCCAGGCUGCCAGGGGCUGUGGGACAACGUGAGCUGCUGGCCUUCCUCUGCUCCAGGGCGGAUGGUGGAGCUGGAGUGCCCCAGGUUCCUGCGGAUGCUCACGAACAGCAAUGGUUCCCUGUUCCGGAACUGCACGCAGGAUGGCUGGACGGAAACCUUUCCCAGACCGGAUCUGGCCUGUGGAGUGAGCAUGAACGACUCAUCCCACGAGAGACAGCACGCCUACCUGCUGAAGCUGAAGGUCAUGUACACAGUGGGCUACAGCUCCUCCCUGGUGAUGCUGCUGGUCGCCCUGGGCAUCCUCUGCGCCUUCCGGAGGCUGCACUGCACCCGCAACUACAUCCAUAUGCACCUGUUCCUGUCUUUCAUCCUGCGCGCCCUGUCCAACUUCAUCAAGGAUGCCGUGCUCUUCUCCUCGGACGAUGCCAUCCACUGUGACGCCCACAGGGUGGGCUGCAAGCUCGUCAUGGUCUUCUUCCAGUACUGCAUCAUGGCCAACUACGCCUGGCUGCUGGUGGAGGGCCUCUACCUCCACAGCCUCCUCGUCGUCUCCUUCUUCUCGGAAAGGAAGUGCCUCCAGGGCUUUGUGGUCCUGGGGUGGGGUUCCCCAGCCAUGUUUGUGACUUCGUGGGCUGUCACCAGGCACUUUCUGGAAGACUCUGGGUGCUGGGACAUCAACGCCAACGCGGCCAUCUGGUGGGUCAUUCGAGGGCCUGUGAUCCUCUCCAUCCUGAUUAACUUCGUCCUCUUUAUAAACAUCCUAAGAAUCCUGACGAGAAAACUCAGAACCCAGGAAACAAGAGGACAAGACAUGAACCAUUACAAGGCGCCAUGGAGAUCCAGCUGUUUUUCGAAUUGGCCCUCGGCUCAUUCCAGGGGCUGGUGGUCGCCGUCCUCUACUGCUUCCUCAACGGGGAGGUGCAGCUAGAAGUUCAGAAGAAGUGGCAGCAGUGGCACCUCUGGGAGCCGCCGCUCUGCCCUGUGGCCCUCAGCUCCUCCUUCAGCAACGGCACCAGCAGCCUCAACAGCACCAAGGCCUGCCCCUCGGGGCGCAGCCGGG
Messenger RNA from Oryctolagus cuniculus (rabbit), 1433 nucleotides. It is a transcript of the gene SCTR, whose product is annotated as secretin receptor. The record is from RefSeq and is a predicted model, not a curated record. Gene Ontology annotation, molecular function: secretin receptor activity; G protein-coupled peptide receptor activity; peptide hormone binding. Lineage: Eukaryota; Metazoa; Chordata; Mammalia; Lagomorpha; Leporidae. Gene Ontology annotation, cellular component: plasma membrane. Gene Ontology annotation, biological process: adenylate cyclase-modulating G protein-coupled receptor signaling pathway; cell surface receptor signaling pathway.